GUGUAGAACCUGUCUGAUCCCCCACUGAGAUCUGAAAGCUUCCAGGUUACUGGUCAGGCUGGCGAAGGCGAGUUCUAUUUUCAGGUGGCCAGUUUAGCCAUGCCAAACAGGAAGUCAAUACAGAGAAACUAUAGUUUCAUUACCAUGACAACCAGCAGGCCUCUGUUCAGCAGGACCGAUCACAGAGCCACCGGGCACCGGGCCGCUAACACCCACGGCCCCGACCACAGGGCCUGCUUAGCUCCGGCUCCUCUUACUACCAGUUGCAGUCUUUUCUCGGUCAGGGCACUUUUGGAAAAGUUGUUAAGUGCAAGAGACUGGACGACAACAAGACUGUGGCCAUCAAAAUGAUUAAACUGCAGGGCUUGUAUGUAAAGGCGGCAAAUCAAGAGGUGGCUACUCUGAAGAAAUUGAGAUCGUUGGACACGUUCUACCUUGUCCAGUGGUACCAGUACUUCGUUGACAGAGGACACAUUUGCCUGGAGUUUGAGCACCUGGACAAAAGUCUCUUUGAUUUCAUGAAGGAACAACAUUUCAGACCUCUCCUUCUGAAAGAGAUCAGACCAAUUGUCCAGCAGAUUGCCCAUGCACUCAACCACUUGAAGGCUGCAGGGAUUGUCCACGCAGACCUCAAGUUGGACAACAUCAUGUUGGUCGAUCAUCUACGGGAGCCCUUCAGGGUCAAAGUGAUCGACUUUGGACUGGCGUGUGAGGUGUCAGCUGCCAAGUUGGGUUCCUACAUUCAGACCCGUCCAUACCGAUCCCCAGAGAUCAUGCUGGGGCAUCCCUUCACAGAGGCCAUAGACAUGUGGUCUCUGGGCUGCAUGGCUGCUGCGAUGUACCUCGGGACCAUGCUCUACCCUGGAUUGGGUGAAUAUGAAAUGAUCAAAUACAUCAUGGACACUCAGGGUCAGCUACCCGACACCAUGCUGAACCAUGGAGGUAAAACUCCACAAUUCUUCACGAGGAAAGUCGACUCCACCACCUCUGUCUGGAAACUCAAGACACCAGAGGAGUACUGCAAAGAGACGGGAAGGCAGCCAAUGGAGAACAGGUGUUUUAAGUUCACCUCCCUGACGGCCUCUUGCAUAUCCGACGCAUCAGCACUCACAACUCUGCAGAUAAAAUUGCAGAGAUGGCCGACGUCCACAUGUUUGUGGACAUGCUGAAGGCGAUGCUUCAGCUUGAUCCUGACAGAAGGAUCACACCCCGUCAGGUGCUGGAGCACAAGUUCAUCAGCAUGCGCCACAUUGGGAGCAUGGACCAUCAAAGCAACUAUGUCAGGUCCUGUUUUCAAAUUAUGCAAAUCUGUCAGAAGAAAAUCCCGACUUCUGGCAGUGGCACAGCUGUGUGUGGGCCACUGAAGCCGCCCCGGUGCACAGCUACCAACCCCGUCCAGCAGAAUCCUCCAUCUCGUGCUGAGGGGAGAAAAACUGACCAGCCCCACCACACCGCCCUACAUCCUUGCACCACCACCACCCAGACCAGAGGAACUGAGGGGUCAAGGAAGAGGAAGAUUGAGCAUGAUGAUGUGCAGCCUCACAAGAAAAACACUCUUCCCUCGUCAAACAGCAGACAUGAUCCUUUGCACACUUGCCAUCAUCAGUCGGAUCAGAGGACCAGGCCCGCUAACACCCGCAGCCCGACCACAGGGCCACCAACACCCGCAGCCCCGACCACAGGGCCACCAACACCCGCAGCCCCGACCACAGAGCCACCGGGCCGCUAACACCCGUCGACCCAUCUUGAGACCCGCCAUCCCCAGAAACAGAAAUAAUGUUUGACAGUCAGAAUGAAAGAUGGCUCUUGUAAAUAAAUGGCACUUGUAAAUAAAUCGGUUUAUUCCUUUGA
Messenger RNA from Hippoglossus stenolepis (Pacific halibut), 1851 nucleotides. RefSeq names its product homeodomain-interacting protein kinase 2-like. The transcript is spliced from 9 exons. The record is from RefSeq and is a predicted model, not a curated record. Gene Ontology annotation, molecular function: ATP binding; protein tyrosine kinase activity; protein serine/threonine kinase activity. Gene Ontology annotation, cellular component: cytoplasm; nucleus. Lineage: Eukaryota; Metazoa; Chordata; Actinopteri; Pleuronectiformes; Pleuronectidae. Gene Ontology annotation, biological process: peptidyl-threonine phosphorylation; peptidyl-serine phosphorylation. The coding region runs from base 348 to 1169 and encodes 273 amino acids.